This is a messenger RNA of Seminavis robusta, 1771 nucleotides long. Lineage: Eukaryota; Bacillariophyta; Bacillariophyceae; Naviculales; Naviculaceae. The record is from the annotation of a GenBank genome assembly.
AUGACCAAGUUGGCCGACCCUCGUCUCAUCAUCGUGAUCAACAUACUCAUCGUUUCCUGGUUGGGUUGUUGGCAAAUCAGUUCGCGCCUCUUGCAGGUGGCUCCCAGAGCUGCAGAUGCUACUUUGGAUGAUUCCUUGGACUAUGACGCUGGGAAUGUGACAAUGACAAUUCGCGUCGGCAACGAGACAGUCGACCAGAAUGAUCCAUUGUCGCUUUUGGUACAAGCUAACAUCAGUGCGAGUAGUACUGAGCCUCCAACUCCAGUCACCAUUACCACAAACCUUCCUGCUUGGAUGCAGGAAUAUGCCACAUGGCAUCAAGAAACAAGGGCUCAGCUGAAUGAGACCAACUGGAAUACACAUUAUCGCUAUCUAGUCAUGGUGGCUCGACGAGGAGAACAAGCCGGAGGAUUGACGGAUCGAUUGAAACCACUGCCAUUCUUUCUGAAAGUGGCCGCCAGAACCAAUCGAAUCUUGUUGAUUUAUUGGAACAAACCUUUGCUUGGAGCAUUAUCUGUUGCCCCAGAAGGUGGAUUGGAUUGGCGUGUACCCCAUUACAUGACGGGUUCCGUCUUAUCCAACAAGGCUCGUGGAAGAAAACAAGACAUUGUUCGACUGGCCAAUGCAACUGGUUCUGGAAUGCAAGUCAUGAUCUGUGAGAUGCAAGCCAAUGACUAUGGGCAAGAGUGGUACGAUGACAAUCCACUGCCAGGGGAUGAACAGCAUGCAAGGCUCGGCAUGUUUCGACACAUGUGGCACUGGGCAUUCACUCCUGCUCCACCUAUUGCACAGCGUGUCAAGGACAAUUUUGACAGACUGGGGAUUGUUCCGGGGGAAUAUGCUGCAGCUCAUAUCCGUGCUGUGUAUGCCGUCAAGGAACGAUCCGAGAAGGAAAUGACAACCAUGACACACCAUGCUAUGAAUUGUAUUUCGAUGUUGCGGCCUGGUGGGCCAUUCUUUGUGGCUUCCGACACUGCCUUUGCCGUCAAGACAGCCAUUGAGUAUGGACGCAGCAAAAAUGUCACAGUUGUGGCUACAACCAGCAAUGGAGCCUACCAGAAACAACCGCUUCAUUUGGACAUGUAUGAUGCCAAAGACCCCUCACUGGUACCAGAGGACUUUUACGAUGCAUUUGUGGAUUUGUACCUUUUGGGAAGUACUCGAUGUGUGGCGCAUGGCCAAGGUAGUUUUGGUCAUUGGGGGUAUCUGUUGGGUUACAAUUCGACCUGUGAGAUUCGACAUCGCCGGGGACCCAAGUGUUUUUGGACUCCGGCCAAGACAACAACAAACCAGACCGACAGUCAGCCGGCAAGAGAUCCACCAUUGGCGCGCCCGCUGUUCCGACCACCCAUAUCGUAUGAUUCCAUCUACUCACUGUAUGCAUAGUUGCUUGAUUCUUUUUCCCAUGUCAUUUCUUGUUGACUAGACCCUUUCUCGUUUCAAUCAACCUACACAAUACUAAAAUGUUCUUGUUCAAUUAUUGAUGGCCAUGACAGUAUGCGGCAGAGGCCACUGGACCAUUUUGGUUUACCCAGCCCAGCACGACUGCUGUGUUUGCUGCCGUUGACCUGCACUCCAACAUGCAACUACUUUGAGAUCCUUAAUUUCAUUUGGCCGUGACACUUGAUACCAGAAGUUAUUAAUGCACUGUGACCAUAGAUUCGUCUGACUGGUCUUUACAAGGAAGUCACUGUUCGAGUUGGACUAAACGUUUAGGUCGGCACUGGAAGCUUUGUGCCUAUAGGUGUGGGCAGAAGGAUUUGCAAGAGGC